AUGGCGGUAGUGACAGCCCUGUGUCAGCCGCAACAGCCCUACGACUAUUACCACGUGUUGCACCUCCCCCACUCGCCUCCCCUCCACCCCGUGCUGCACGUCGCACCCCCCACAGACUUCACGUGCGCCGGAAGGCCGAGGGGCUACUACGCUGACGUCAGCGCUGGCUGUCAGGCUUACCAUUUCUGCUGGCGCCAGCACCUGGUCAGCACCGACCUCUGCGCAAACGGGACCCUUUUCAAUGAACAAUUCCAAGUUUGCGAUCAUUUUUACAACGUGCGAUGUGGAUCUCCGUAUGAAGACUUAUAAAUGUUAGUACAACUCAAUUUAUUGUAAUAUUUAUUUUAUGUUUUGUUUAUGUUUUAAUACAGAACAUCCUUUUUAAAUGUCUUU
This is a messenger RNA of Plodia interpunctella (Indianmeal moth), 393 nucleotides long. Its product is annotated as U-scoloptoxin(01)-Er1a-like. The transcript is spliced from 4 exons. Gene Ontology annotation, cellular component: extracellular region. Lineage: Eukaryota; Metazoa; Arthropoda; Insecta; Lepidoptera; Pyralidae. The coding region runs from base 1 to 309 and encodes 102 amino acids. Gene Ontology annotation, molecular function: chitin binding. The record is from RefSeq and is a predicted model, not a curated record.